This is a messenger RNA of Apiotrichum porosum, 2088 nucleotides long. It is a transcript of the gene HSP90, whose product is annotated as heat shock protein 90. Gene Ontology annotation, molecular function: ATP binding; ATP hydrolysis activity; ATP-dependent protein folding chaperone. Lineage: Eukaryota; Fungi; Basidiomycota; Tremellomycetes; Trichosporonales; Trichosporonaceae. The transcript is spliced from 2 exons. Gene Ontology annotation, cellular component: protein-containing complex; perinuclear region of cytoplasm; plasma membrane. Gene Ontology annotation, biological process: protein stabilization; cellular response to heat; protein folding. The record is from RefSeq and is a predicted model, not a curated record. The coding region runs from base 1 to 2088 and encodes 695 amino acids.
AUGGCCACCUCUACUGAGACCUAUGGCUUCCAGGCCGAGAUUUCGCAGCUUCUGGACCUGAUCGUUAAUACGUUUUACAGCAACAAAGAGAUCUUCCUUCGCGAGCUGAUUUCCAACUGUUCCGACGCUCUCGACAAGAUCCGCUAUGCUGCUCUUACCGACCCUUCGCAGCUCGACUCGGAGAAGGACCUCUACAUCCGCAUCACUCCCAACCUUGAGGAGGGCACCCUCACCAUCCGUGACACUGGUGUCGGUAUGACCAAGGCCGACCUUGUCAACAACCUCGGUACCAUUGCCAAGUCGGGUACCAAGGCCUUCAUGGAGGCUCUCUCGUCGGGUGCCGACAUUUCCAUGAUCGGUCAGUUCGGUGUUGGUUUCUACUCGUCGUACCUUGUCGCCGAGAAGGUCCAGGUCAUCACCAAGCACAACGACGACGAGCAGUACAUCUGGGAGUCGGCUGCCGGCGGCACCUUCACCAUCACCGAGGACACUGAGGGCCCCCGUCUCGGCCGCGGUACCUCGAUGAAGCUCUACAUCAAGGAGGACCUCAAGGAGUACCUUGACGAGAAGCGCAUCCGCGAGAUCGUCAAGAAGCACUCCGAGUUCAUCUCGUACCCCAUCCAGCUCGUCGUCACCAAGGAGGUCGAGAAGGAGGUCGACGUUGAGGAGGAGGUCACCGAGGGUGACGCCAAGAUCGAGGAGGUCGAGGACGAGGACUCUGGCAAGAAGAAGAAGACCAAGACCAUCAAGGAGACCACCACCGAGAACGAGGAGCUCAACAAGCAGAAGCCCAUCUGGACUCGCAACCCUUCGGACGUCACCGCCGAGGAGUACUCGGCCUUCUACAAGUCGAUCUCCAACGACUGGGAGGAGCACCUUGCCGUCAAGCACUUCUCGGUUGAGGGUCAGCUCGAGUUCAAGGCCAUGCUUUACAUCCCCAAGCGUGCCCCCUUCGACCUCUUCGAGACCAAGAAGAAGCGCCACAACAUCAAGCUCUACGUCCGCCGUGUCUUCAUCACCGAGGACAACGACGAGCUCAUGCCCGAGUACCUCAACUUCGCCGUCGGUGUCGUCGACUCGGAGGACCUCCCCCUCAACAUCUCGCGUGAGACCCUCCAGCAGAACAAGAUUCUCAAGGUCAUCCGCAAGAACCUCGUCAAGAAGACCCUUGACCUCAUCUCGGAGAUUGCCGAGGACAAGGAGAACUUUGACAAGUUCUACAGCGCCUUUGGCAAGAACCUCAAGCUCGGUAUCCACGAGGACGCUGCCAACCGCACCAAGCUCGCCGAGUUCCUCCGCUUCCACUCGACCAAGUCGGUUGACGAGAUGACCUCGUUCAAGGACUACAUCACCCGCAUGCCCGAGGUCCAGCAGUCGAUCUACUACCUCACCGGCGAGUCGCUCGAGGCCGUCAAGGACUCGCCGUUCCUUGAGGUUCUCAAGAAGAAGGGCUUCGAGGUCCUUCUCCUCGUCGACCCCAUUGACGAGUACGCCGUUACCCAGCUCAAGGAGUUCGACGGCAAGAAGCUCGUCUGUGUCUCGAAGGAGGGCCUCGAGCUCGAGGAGACCCCCGAGGAGAAGGAGACCCGCGAGCAGGAGGCCAAGGAGUUCGAGUCGCUCUGCGGUGCCAUCAAGGAGACCCUCGGCGACAAGGUCGAGAAGGUCGUCGUCUCGAACCGUAUCUCGGACUCGCCCUGCGUCCUCGUCACUGGUCAGUUCGGCUGGUCGUCCAACAUGGAGCGUAUCAUGAAGGCCCAGGCCCUCCGUGACUCGUCCAUGUCGUCGUACAUGGCUUCGAAGAAGACCCUCGAGCUCAACCCCACCCACCCCAUCAUCAAGGAGCUCAAGGCUAAGUACGCUGAGGACAACUCGGACAAGACCGUCCGUGACCUCACCGUCCUUCUCUUCGAGACUGCCCUCCUCACCUCGGGCUUCACCCUCAACAACCCCCAGGACUUCGCCUCGCGCAUCAACCGCAUGAUCUCGCUCGGUCUCUCGAUCGACGACGUCGAGGUUACCCCUGCCCCCGUCGCCGAGGCUACCCCCGCCCUCGAGGAGGUCGGUGGCUCGAUGGAGGAGGUCGACUAA